UUUAAGCUGCACACGGCGGAAACAGUGAGGGGGAUCCAGAAGCGAUUGCACGACGUCGCUUCACAGCCAGACAGCAAGGGCGAGGUCGAAGACCUCGAGGCGCUGUUCGGCUUCAACUACGAACCAUCCUCUAUCCUGAUGGACGACCACCUGGCCAUCGACGUGCCCAAGGUUUUCAGCUGGGACUGGAUGCACGUUUACUUCGUAGGCGGCGUCUUCACGCACGAGCUGGAGGCGUGCCUGGACACCCUCGGUUCGUACGGCUUCGGCGCUUCAACGUUCGCCCAAAUACUUGAGCAAGUGGAAGUGGCCAUCGGGAUAUGCCGAUGGAAAGGGCGUUGUCCAUGGGAAGCACAAUUCUCUCGGCGGCAGCGCCAGUGA
Prorocentrum cordatum is the source of this 381-nucleotide messenger RNA. Lineage: Eukaryota; Dinophyceae; Prorocentrales; Prorocentraceae. The record is from the annotation of a GenBank genome assembly.